GUAUAAUUUUACAAAUAAUAACGACUCGCUCGAUUCGACUUAUAAUAGCUCGCAAGGAUUGUCUAGACGUAAAUUGAUAAACGAAAUCAUUGCGAAGAGCGUUAAAUAUGACAGCUAUGCGAACGCGCACCGUAAAUACCGCGUUGGAACCGCGUUGAAACUCGUUUAUUUUUUUUUUUUUUCUUUUCAUUUCGAUGUAAUAAAAAUCAAUGAACCCGAAGAUUACCGUUAUCUUUAUUUCACCGUUGUUUCUCUAAUUUCAGUUUUCGCAAACGCGGUUAUCCAGGCAAGGUAAUUGCUUUUGAUCUACUUCCCAGUUAGCGAAGACAGAUGAUUAAAACAUACGUCACGUAAUUAUUGAACGUUAAUUGUUUUUUCAAAGUAGCAAUCUUUUAUUUUUAACGAAUAUCGCCUGAAACUUUCGACUCCGACUACCAGCGUUAUUUGUUUACCCGCGUGAUGUGUGAAUAAAAAAAUUGAACGAAUUAAAAAGCGAGUGAUUAAAUGCGAACAGUUAUUUCCUUCUUUGCGGCAAGCUGAACACAUCGAGUUCUCAUUUACUUUUAUUCGUUGAACAUGGUCGAUGAAAAUGGUCAAGCUACCGUUAUAAUUGCAUAACGUCCCAUUUGCUUAUCUUAUACCGCAAAUUGAGAAUUGCUUAAAAAUACUGCUGGUUUCAAUUCGUGAAUUGAAGAUAGUUCGACAUUGGGAAACCUAUUUGAACGCGGUCGGUGUCGCGGUUCUCAAUUUUCGCCGAAGUCGAAAAAAUCAUGCCGCGUGGGCCCCCGGAGGUCGCCGAUAAAUUGAUAACUUUGUAGUGCGCCUGAAUUCGGCCUCCGUGCCGAGAUAAUUUCGAACUGUGGUCAGGAUUCGUGAUGAAAAAGGUUCGGGAAGGUGAGGGAAAAGGAGUGCGGAGACCACCCGGUGGUAAAAGGGAUGAAAUAGAACGCAAUUGAUGCGAUUCCCGCGUUGUUGACGGACCCCAACUUCUUCGACAGAAGGGGAUCGGCUAAUUCCUCCGGGCAUAACUUCACCGCGGAUAUAUUUUAAGAUAAUAUAGUAAUUCUAUCCAACGUCCGUGAUAACCCAACCGAUAAGGAGGGUCAGAUAGAGCGAAUAGAGCAUCGGAGGAAACAACAUAAAAGGCGCGUGCCUGAUCAACCUCAGUGUCAAUAUAUCUUGGACGAGUGACUGUCGCGGAACACGGUCGCAAUUUUCACUGAUAUUUCAUUAAUCGACGCACCGAGACGCGAUGUACGGGACAUUCGUUCUAAACGCGCUGAUAGCGCUUUCGGUGGUCGCGUCCAACGAGGCAAAAGUGACCGUCACUCAGGUGCAAGUUUUGUUCAGACACGGUGAGAGGACGCCGCGUCUCAAAGAAAUGUACCCCAGAGAUAUUUAUAGCGUCGCGGAUUACGAGCCAUGGGGUCUCGGCCAACUGACAAACGUCGGGAAGAGACGCGAGUACAAAAUCGGACAGGUGCUGAAGAGGAGGUACAAGGACCUUUUGGGCUCGUUGUACGUACCGAGAGACGUGUACGCCGUGAGCACGGAUUGCGAUAGAACGAAAAUGUCCCUUCAGCUCGUCUUGGCGGGACUUUUUCCUCCCGGAGAUAUUCAAACCUGGCACACCGAGAUCCCUUGGCACCCCAUCCCCAUACACUACGUACCGACCGAACUGGAUAUCGUUAUGAAAGCGUCUUCGUGUCCACAAUACAAGGACACGGUCGCCCAGAUACUGCAACUUCCAGAAGUGAAAGCAAAAAUUGCCGUUUACGAACCGCUCUUCAAAUUUUUAACGCUCAAAACUGGAUUGAAUAUCACGACACUCAAAGAAGUCUACGAAAUUUACAAUCUGGUGGUCGCUCAGCAAGCGAUGAACCUGACUCUGUCCGAAUGGACGACCGACUCCGUUGUUAAAAAGAUGAGCGAGGUAACCGUACUUUACUACGCGAUAAGAUCUUACACUACUCAAGCUAAGCGAUUGAACGGCGGACCGAUGGUCAGACAAUUCAUCGAAAACAUGCGCCUGGAGAGCGCCGAUCGGGCGCGCGAAAAAUCGAGAAAAAUUUAUCUCUACAGUGCUCACGAAGUGACAAUUUCGUCGUACCUCCAAGCUCUCGGGAUUACCGAGCAAAAAAUACCGUUUUACGGAACCGCGAUUAUGAUCGAGAGACUCGAAGACACCGAGGGGAAAAUAUACGUCAGGAUGAUUUUGUGGACCGGAGUUACGGAGCAGCUCGUUACUCUCAGGUUACCGGGGUGCGAAGAUAUCUGCCCGAUUGAAAGGUAUCUCCAAUUAACCCGUGAAUUAAUCCCAUCCGACGAAGAAAUGGAUUGCCACUGGAGACGCCUGAGCGACUCGGAACUACGUCGCGUAAUCCAGGAACAAACUAGCCAAGAUUAGAAUCAGAUUUAAAAUGUCGAUUGAAUUCGUGAAACUCAAUCUUCGAGGAUGAAUGAAAAAAUAAUUGUCAAAAUACGCGCGAUCGGUGUGUUAAUUAACAUUUUGCAAAUAUUAGUGAAUUUAGGUAUUUUUGCGAACCAAUAUAACCGCGAACGUGUCAACCGACAUAUUAUUAUUUUUAUCCAAUUGAUUCGAGUCAAUUUAUUUAUUUCCAUCAACUUGAUCACUAUAAUGUAUAUUUAAGGGGUGUUUUGUUACUAGAUUUACGUUACGUUAAUAGGAUAUUUUAUUAUUAUAUCUGUGUACAGUUUACCAUUUUAUACGACAACAUUAUAUUUACCAAUGAUACAAAAA
Molecule: messenger RNA, 2761 nt
Organism: Athalia rosae (coleseed sawfly)
Lineage: Eukaryota; Metazoa; Arthropoda; Insecta; Hymenoptera; Athaliidae
Product: venom acid phosphatase Acph-1-like
Exons: 6
Coding region: 1253-2407 (384 amino acids)
Biological process (GO): dephosphorylation
Molecular function (GO): phosphatase activity
Source: RefSeq, a predicted model, not a curated record